Molecule: messenger RNA, 1922 nt
Organism: Hyaena hyaena (striped hyena)
Lineage: Eukaryota; Metazoa; Chordata; Mammalia; Carnivora; Hyaenidae
Gene: HMBOX1
Product: homeobox containing 1
Exons: 12
Coding region: 395-1729 (444 amino acids)
Biological process (GO): positive regulation of DNA-templated transcription
Cellular component (GO): nucleus
Molecular function (GO): double-stranded telomeric DNA binding
Source: RefSeq, a predicted model, not a curated record
UGUCAGCCAGACAAAGACAGUCAGUCUGAUGUGAUUGAGACAAGGGAGGUUUUCAGGGGGAGACUGGGAGAUAGGGGCCUCCCCUCCCCCUUCUCCUCUUCCUGCGCCGGCCUCAACCCCUCCCCAGUCCCCUCCUGACUGGCGCCCCACGCGGAAGACACCCCUCCCCCUCCCGCAUUCCCCUCCUCCCUGCCUCAGCCUUUUCGUACUGGGACGUUGGGGAGGGGGCUGUGCCGGGCGGAGAGAACUCAGCAAGGAUUCUGAGGAACAAUUCAAGAAUUUCUGACCUUACCACUUCUAUUCAACAGUGUACUGGAGUUCCUAGCUAUGCAGUAAGAAUGAUAAAUAACGCUGAUCAUCUCUAGAAAGGAUAUUGAUUCACCUCAUGUAAAGUAUGCUCAGUUCCUUUCCAGUGGUUUUGCUGGAAACCAUGUCUCACUAUACAGAUGAACCCAGAUUUACCAUAGAGCAGAUAGAUCUGCUUCAGCGCCUUCGGCGUACUGGAAUGACUAAACAUGAAAUUCUCCAUGCCUUGGAAACAUUGGACCGUCUUGAUCAAGAGCAUAGUGACAAGUUUGGAAGAAGGUCCAGCUAUGGAGGAAGUUCUUAUGGGAAUAGUACCAACAAUGUUCCAGCAUCUUCCUCUACAGCUACAGCUUCCACACAGACCCAGCAUUCUGGAAUGUCCCCAUCACCUAGCAACAGUUAUGAUACCUCCCCACAGCCUUGCACUACCAAUCAAAAUGGGAGGGAGAAUAACGAGCGAUUAUCUACAUCCAAUGGAAAGAUGUCACCCACUCGCUACCAUGCAAACAGCAUGGGUCAGAGGUCAUACAGUUUUGAAGCCUCAGAAGAGGACCUAGAUGUAGAUGAUAAAGUGGAGGAGUUAAUGAGGAGGGACAGCAGUGUGAUAAAAGAGGAAAUCAAAGCCUUUCUUGCCAAUCGGAGGAUUUCCCAAGCAGUUGUUGCACAGGUAACAGGGAUCAGUCAGAGCCGGAUCUCUCACUGGCUGUUGCAGCAGGGAUCAGACCUGAGCGAACAGAAGAAAAGAGCAUUUUAUCGAUGGUAUCAACUUGAGAAGACAAACCCUGGGGCUACACUAAGUAUGAGACCAGCCCCCAUUCCAAUAGAGGACCCAGAAUGGAGACAAACACCGCCCCCAGUCUCUGCCACAUCUGGCACCUUCCGACUACGACGAGGGAGUCGAUUUACCUGGAGAAAGGAGUGCCUGGCUGUCAUGGAAAGUUACUUCAAUGAGAAUCAAUACCCAGAUGAAGCAAAGAGAGAAGAAAUUGCAAAUGCUUGCAAUGCGGUUAUACAGAAGCCAGGCAAAAAACUGUCAGAUCUGGAACGAGUUACCUCCCUGAAAGUAUAUAAUUGGUUUGCUAACAGACGGAAGGAGAUCAAGAGGAGAGCCAAUAUUGAAGCAGCAAUCCUGGAGAGUCAUGGGAUAGAUGUACAGAGUCCAGGAGGCCAUUCCAAUAGUGAUGAUGUUGAUGGAAAUGACUACUCAGAACAGGAUACUUGGCAAGUACGCAAUGGGGAGGAGGAGGAGGGAAGAAGUUCAGAGGGAGGCAGAGAAGCAGAGAAGGAUGACAGCACUAGCCAUAGUGACCACCAAGACCCCAUCUCAUUAGCCGUGGAAAUGGCAGCAGUCAACCACACUAUCUUGGCCUUGGCCCGGCAAGGAGCCAACGAAAUCAAGACAGAGGCCCUGGAUGACGACUGAUCAGGGAGGGUUGAACAUGAGAAGUUAACUUAGUUUAGACGUAGCACCUUAGCAGACUUUCCUCGGUCCUUAACAUGUGUUCUUACAGUAUAACUUGCAGUUUCUUGUAUGUCAGUUAGCCGUUAGGGUCUUGUUCUGUGAAGAUGGCAUGGUGCCCUCAGCCUUUGCAUAUACUCUCUCAGUAUUAAUUCCC